GCUUCUCCUGGUGACGUGUGAGAUUCACGUUGAAGUGAACGAAAGAUUGGUUAAUAAUUUGGAAAUUUCAUGUACGAUUAAUACGAAGAAAUAUGGCCCUCAUGACCAUGAUUGCGCGACUUGUUGAUGGCUUACCGCUUGUGGGGACAAUGCAAGAGGAUGAGCAGUCCGGUAGAAGUGUGCUAGAAUACCAGAACCAAGCAAAGCUGCUCUUCCGCAAAUUAGGUCCCAAUUCACCAAACCGAUGCAGUAUAGAAACGGGCCCUUACUUAUUCCACUACCUGAUUGAUAAUGAUGUAUGUUAUUUAGUGAUGUGUGACAAACUAUUUUCAAAACGAAACGCUUUCAACUAUCUUGAAGAUAUUGCUCAAGAGUUCUAUAACAACUAUGGCCGUAGAGUUAAUUCGGUAACUCGCCCUUACGCCUUCAUUGAAUUUGAUAUUUACAUCCAAAAAGCCAAGAAAACUCUUACCGACAGGAGAAGGAAUAUCAAUACCAUCAACACACAGCUACAGGACGUACAGAGGAUUAUGGUCCAAAACAUCGACGAUGUAUUACAACGGGGUACUGUGUUGUCGGAUUUGGACACUAAAACCCAAAACCUAUCUAUUCUAUCACAGAAAUAUAAGAAGGAUGCCGUCUACUUGAAUCGAAAGUCUCUCUAUGUAAAAGGAGCGGUUGCAAGUAUCGUGUUAAUUGCCUUUUGUUUAUAUUUUUGGGUGAUUUAACGUAUGUUUUGGGUUCCUACCACACAAAAUACGUUAUUUUUUAAUUAUAAUUCACCUUCCAAAACUACUUGAAACCAGCUAGAAAUUAUGUAUUCUGAAAUAUGAUUGUUAAACGAACGAAUUGGUUUUGAUGGAUUGGUAGCUUCCGUAUUGUAUCGGUGUAUGUGUACUUCUUUAUUUUCAUAAACAAGAUAAUAUACUUUAAAAACUA
This is a messenger RNA of Anopheles aquasalis, 939 nucleotides long. It is a transcript of the gene Sec22, whose product is annotated as vesicle-trafficking protein SEC22. NCBI's taxonomy places the organism in Eukaryota, Metazoa, Arthropoda, Insecta, Diptera, Culicidae. Gene Ontology annotation, molecular function: SNAP receptor activity. The record is from RefSeq and is a predicted model, not a curated record. Gene Ontology annotation, biological process: retrograde vesicle-mediated transport, Golgi to endoplasmic reticulum; endoplasmic reticulum to Golgi vesicle-mediated transport.